Molecule: messenger RNA, 1480 nt
Organism: Cydia splendana
Lineage: Eukaryota; Metazoa; Arthropoda; Insecta; Lepidoptera; Tortricidae
Exons: 1
Coding region: 430-1278 (282 amino acids)
Source: RefSeq, a predicted model, not a curated record
UUGUUUGCAUACAACUGUCAUUAAUUUCAUACCAAUGCCAUUUCUUUUACACCUUUAACUUUGUAUACUCUUGGCUUUACUUUGUAAGACCUUCCUGAAUAUUUAUUUUGAACUAAAGUAAUUUCAUUCUAUUAAUAUUAACCAAGAAACUAAAUUCACAUUGCAAAUUAGCGUAUAUUUUAGUAUUACAAUAGGUAAGUGAUCUGAUCAAAUUCUAACGCGUAUAAUAAUUAUAGUCCCCAACAUGCCCAUAAACUGUGACGAACAGAGGCCACAAGGGCACAACCGAAUACAGUCACUAAUAUAAAGGAGCAAGGGUCACAUUUCAAUGUCGCAAUACUUGAUAAAGUUAGUAAUUUACCAGAUAAUAGGGAAACAUAAACACAUGCAUCAGUACUCGGCGUGGAGUCAGACCAAAUAUACGUGAUAAUGAAUUACAUAUUCGCGCUUUUCCUGUUCUGCGUAGAAGCGAAAGUUACGAAGUAUGUGUCGAACGUUCCUAUUCGGCAAAUCGGCAGCAGAUUCUACAGAGAAGAGUUACUGACCGACCAAUUUCACGACCCGAGAGAAUUGACCUAUGAUUCUUCAAGCAGAAAUCUAUUCUUCACAUAUAUGGAUGAUGAGUUGCAGAAUUCUGGAAGAGGCUACGUCAACGUUGUAACUAAAGAUACCAAAAAGAUAGAUGGGAUAGCUAGAAACAAAGCUACAGGAGUUGAUCUUGAAACUGGUGAUGUCUAUUUUGGUUCAGACGAUGGCUUAUACAAAUUCGACCCUGUUUUCAAUAAUGCUUCAGUAAUAGGUCUGUAUAACAUUAACAUAAUGAAAAUUGUGAUUCGCAACAAUGAAAUAUACGUCCUAGACGCCAACAACCAUAGCAUUUACAAAGUUAAAAACACUAGAAAAGCUAACAAAGUUGGCGAAUGGAAAACAGUUAUGGAGUUUGAUGUGGAUUACAGCAACAACCUGCAUUUUGUGAAUAUAUGUGGACUUUUUUGUGUGCCUAACGGCGCGGAAGAAGCAGUGAAAAAUGAAAAUUUACCGCUCGUCUACCAUUUUCUAAUGGACGAACAGAAAACGUUUGGAAUGACUUUGGAUUCUUUGUAUGAAAUAGAUUGUCUGAAUGGAACAGCGAAGAAAGUUGCGGAUAUAGAUUUUUAUAUAAGAAGUAUAACGUUUGGUGACUAUGGUGACAUAUAUUAUUCGACCGAUGUCGGUUUGUUUAAGUUGAAACCGAUCAAUCAUUAUGUUAUUUUCGAUAUAAAAAGGUCGAGGACGUAAAUUAAAACGUCUGAUAAGGAUUAAAGUCGUAUUAUUUAAGACGUAGACUAAACAUAUUAUUUGUUUAUGUUGCAGUUAAAUCCUACUUACAACAACAUUCUCAAACUCAAUUAAAAUUACUUAUAGUCCUAUAGUACUUAUAUUAGUAUAUAUUGUAAAAUAAAUAUGCGAUAUGUAUACUUUUUACAACGAGGAACAGUAG